Messenger RNA from Perkinsus marinus ATCC 50983, 1074 nucleotides. RefSeq lists its product as hypothetical. The transcript has a single exon. The record is from RefSeq and is a predicted model, not a curated record. NCBI's taxonomy places the organism in Eukaryota, Perkinsozoa, Perkinsida, Perkinsidae. Bases 1 to 1074 code for a protein of 357 amino acids.
AUGAAUAACGCCACUCAUGACGAAGUUAAACAGCUUCUGCCUUCUGACUAUCCAGAGGUUCUUCUGGACGCUGUGGUGGAGAGACUCAUUGCUAUGGAGAUCACUAAUCAGAGAGAUCUCGUUGGUCUUGCGUCAGACGAUCCACUAUUGACCUCUUUGGUCAACUCAUUAUUCCCUGCGGCGGCUAAGGAGACUGAUGAUGCUGAGCAAUCACGGCUUGUGAAGGCAAUGAAAGUGAGAUCUCUCAUCAAGGAGGCUUGUGCGAAGUCUUCUCUCAAGAGUACAUCCAGCUCGCAGGAAGCCUCGCUGAAAGACUAUUCUGCUCGUUUUUCUGCAAGAUAUGGUGGUAUGCCAUCGGCAUCGCUCUUACCGGAUGGUGGUAUGCUGAAGCUUGCCCAUAAUGAUAUUGCUGCCUACAAGGAGUUUAAGGUCGCUCUCGUCAACGGUGAGCCAUCAGCGGCGUCGUCCGACAAGGUUCCCACGAUUGACAGCGAGGGGAAGAUAGUGUUCAUUCCUCCGACGAGCUCUUCGGGUAAGAAGCCACGUUCUUUCCCCGAACUUCUACUAUGUCUCGUACCGUGGGCGGCGAUGGUGGAAGUGAAUUCUUCCGCUUCGGUGGGCAAUAUUCUGGCUGAAUACAUUAUCACCCUCGCUCGCAUAGCAACAUCCCAUAGUGUUGGUGCUAGUAUUAGUUAUGAUGAAGGUUUCCGCCAACGCUUGUCCUCAUUGGCCCGUCGUUUGGCAGAAAAGAAGGGUAUCAGCUAUGGUGAGGCGGUAGCGAAGACGUUAUUGAAGGGGACUAACAGUGAACUGCUAGUCCAGGCCUAUAGUUCCACCCCUAUGGGUAGAUUUGGGGACUCUAUCUCUGAUCGUCGCUUUCCGGGCAAAGGAAGAGGUAGAGGUCAUGGUCGUUCUGACCAUAACGAGCCUUCAAGAUCGGAUUACUCAUCUACAGGAUCCUGCCCUUACAGUCGGAGUCAGUGUCAGUUGCUGAAGAUCCGUAAAUGCCCAUUUGGUCCCUCACAGCAUAAGAGUGAUGUGGCUGAUGAGAAUAAGAAGAGGAAGACCACCUGA